AUGGUUGAAAUUGAAGAAGUUGAUCAACCUAGAGAAACACAUGUUAUUGAUGAUAAUGAAGCAAAUGGAAUGGUAGAAUGUGAUGAAGGUAAAGGUAUUGAUGAAAGUAUAGUGGGAAUGGUUUUUGAUACACCUGAUGAUGCAUAUACAUUUUAUAAUGAUUAUGCGUUUUUACAUGGAUUUGGUAUACGUAUUGAUACCACAUUUAAACAUAAGACGACAAAGGAGCCUUAUCGGAAGAUAUAUGUAUGCGAUAAAGAAGGUUUUAAAUGGUUAGACGACAAUGCUUCAAGUGGAAUCGAGAAAAAGCGUCGUAGAGAUGUUAGAACCGGAUGUAAAGCCGAACUUCGAAUUUCAAAAAUGAAAGAUGGUAAAUGGUUUGUAGACUCGUUUAAAGACACACACAAUCAUGAUUUGAGCAUGACACCAACGAAGGUGAUGAAGCAUCGAUCUCAUGGCAAGUUCCAUCGUACAAUGGAAUGUAAAUCUCUUAUAGUGCAACUAGGUCAAGCAGGAUUGAGACCUUGUCAUGUUAAAAAGGCUAUUAAUGGAAUGAAAACGUCAACCGUGGCUGAUAUUACUUCAAAGCAGUGUGCUGAUGUCUUAUCUGAGCAACGAAAACAAUACAGAGGAAAGGAGUUCUAUGGACUUAUAAAACAUUUCCAAGAUAAAGCCUUAUUGGAUAAUGACCAAUACUUUUAUGUGGAUUUGUGUGAUGAUGGGUCUCCUAAAAAUAUAUUUUGGGCUGAUGGAAGAUCAAGAGAUGCCUAUACUAAAUUUAGCGAUGUUGUUGUGUUUGAUGUCACUUAUAUGACAAACAAAUUCAAGAUGCCUUUUGCUCCUUUUGUUGGUGUUAAUCAUCAUGGGCAAUCUAUACUUUUUGGUGGAGCGUUGCUAGAAAACGAAAAAGAAGAAACUUUUGAAUGGUUAUUUGAGCAUUUUCUCAAGUGUAUGUUUGGCAAAUAUCCGAAGGCAAUCAUUACUGAUCAAGACAAAGCUAUGGGUAAUGCAAUAAAAAAAGUUUUUCCAAACACUCGACAUCGGUUUUGUGCAUGGCAUAUUAAGAAGCAUGAACAAGAACACAUUAAACCGUAUGUUUCCCGUUAUAGUGAUUUUAAGGAAUCAUAUACAAAAUGGGUAAAUAGUGACACCAUUGAAGCAUUUGAAACUAGGUGGGAAGUUAUACGUGAUAAACAUAGAUUAGAAAAAAAUUGUUGGAUAAGCGAUAUGUAUAACCAACGGAUACAUUGGGCUAAAGCCUUCUUGAAGGAUGUUUUCUUGGCUGGUAUGACUACAAGUGGACGGAGUGAGAGUAUUAAUUCAUUUUUUGAUGGAUUUGUUAACUCAAAUACUAUGUUGAAUGAAUUUGUAGUGCAAUAUGAAAAAGCAGUUGAGUCUAGAAGGGCUGCCGAAGAAGAUGAAGACUUCAAGACUAUGAACUCGAGACCGAUUCUUUCUUCUCUUCAUCCAAUCGAAGAAAAAGCAGGCGAGUGUUAUACUAGAAAGAUUUUUGAUAUGUUCAAAAAAGAAUGGACAGAAGCUAGUAGCAAUUUAACUCACGAGACUAUAAGCAAGAGUACUGAAGAAAUCAAAUAUCGAGUGGGGCAACUGAAAGUUGAUAAAACAUAUUGGCGUUAUGUGACCUUUCGUUUUUCUAAUGAAGUCAAUGUCACAUGUUCGUGUUCUAAGUAUGAGACGGAUAGGAUUUUAUGCAAGCAUAGCCUAUAUGUGAUGAAGAAGAGACAUGUUGAUACACUACCUAGUCGCUAUAUUUUACAUCGAUGGACUCUUAAUGCUAGGUAUAAGGUGGGUAAUGGUAGAAUCGGUCUUGAAGAAAUGAACAAUGGAAAUGACGUUAGUGCCUUAACAUUAUGGUGUGUCCGUUCAAAUUUCACGAAACUAAUUGAACAAGCAAGAGACUCCCCUUCGGAGAUAGAAAAAGUCAAUAAGAUAUUGAUAAGUCUUUUACAUGAUCAGGAAAAUCGGAAGAAAUCUAUUACAGUUGAGAAUACAUCUCAAGUUUCUUGUGCGGGAAUUUCACAGGUAGAUAUGAUGCCUCAGUUAUCUAUCCGGGAUCCUCUUGGUCCAACUAACACAAAAGGGCGUCCUAAAACUGCAAGUAGAAUAAAGUCUUUUUUAGAAGCGCCGAAAAAACGAACAUGCUCUUAUUGUCAAGGAUUGGGCCAUUAUGCUACUAGUUGUUCAAAAAGAAAGGCUGAUGAAUCGGUGCAAGAGAAACAUUGA
Messenger RNA from Lactuca sativa (garden lettuce), 2244 nucleotides. RefSeq names its product protein FAR1-RELATED SEQUENCE 5. Lineage: Eukaryota; Viridiplantae; Streptophyta; Magnoliopsida; Asterales; Asteraceae. The record is from RefSeq and is a predicted model, not a curated record. Gene Ontology annotation, molecular function: zinc ion binding.